CAGAAGAGAUCUGCUGUGAGUGUGAGCUGUCAAAGAAUUCCGGCUUUCUGAUACCUGCAGAUCCAUCAGGGACUUCACUCCGGCCAAUUUUGUGUCCCACACCAGUCCCAGUGACCCCUCCCCGCCAUGGCCCUCCUGGCUCACACCCUGGCACUGCUGGCAAUGACCGUGGCCACCGUGGCCAUCAAGGUGGUGCCCCUGGACAUGGCCAAGGACUCCUUUGAUGACCAGUACCGGGGCUGUGGCCCUGCCAUGAAUGCAAAGUUGCCAUCCCUCUACAACUCUGAGUACCAGAAAAAUCCUGUGUUUGCCGGGGGCUGGUAUCAUGCUGAUGCUGAGUGGCGCAAGCGGGGCUCUCCUGUGUCCCCUCUGGCGUCCCAUUGGCAGGCCAUUGCCCUCAUGGCAUACACAUCACAGCAUGUGUACAAGAGGUUCAAUGCGGCCGUGCGCACGGCUGGGCGCUCCCGCCAGGCAUACCGGAACAACUUCCACUUCAAAACGCUGCAUUUCCUGCUGACCCAGGCACUGGUGAAACUGAGGCAGGCUCAGAACGGGCAGUGUCGCCGCGUGUUCCGGGGCGUGCGUGACGUUCGUUUCCAGGCACGGCGUGGCCAGAGGGUCCGGUUUGGUCAAUUCACAUCGACGUCACCCCAUAAAGAGAUUGCUCUGCACUUUGGGACAGACACGUUUUUUGAGGUGCACACGUGCCAUGGCGCGGACAUCCGGCAGUUCUCCAUGUAUCCAGGGGAGGAGGAGGUGCUGAUCCCACCAUUCGAGACCUUCAAGGUCACUAAAGUCACCCGGAAUGGUGAAAAGACAUGGAUCAGUCUCCGCUCCGCUGGGACCUUCAGUAAAUACAACUGCAAGUGGCAGUGAGGUGGGAGCAUCCCCGGGAUCUUCUGAGCUCUAGACCACCAAGGUCACCGAGGUCACUGAGGUCACUGUGGCAGCCGUGGCCACCAUGGUCGCCAAGACUCCCUCAGCCCCAAGGCUACCACUGGGACCACUGUGCACACCAAGGCCAUAGUGCAAAGCAAUUCUAUUAAAUAUUUCAAUCAUAAUAAUUCCAUUGAAUAAAUCUG
Motacilla alba alba is the source of this 1082-nucleotide messenger RNA. Its product is annotated as erythroblast NAD(P)(+)--arginine ADP-ribosyltransferase-like. The transcript has 3 exons. NCBI's taxonomy places the organism in Eukaryota, Metazoa, Chordata, Aves, Passeriformes, Motacillidae. The record is from RefSeq and is a predicted model, not a curated record. Gene Ontology annotation, molecular function: NAD+ poly-ADP-ribosyltransferase activity; NAD+-protein-arginine ADP-ribosyltransferase activity. Bases 127 to 876 code for a protein of 249 amino acids.